Molecule: messenger RNA, 1053 nt
Organism: Ostreococcus tauri
Lineage: Eukaryota; Viridiplantae; Chlorophyta; Mamiellophyceae; Mamiellales; Bathycoccaceae
Product: UBA-like
Exons: 1
Coding region: 1-1053 (350 amino acids)
Cellular component (GO): membrane
Molecular function (GO): protein binding; serine-type endopeptidase activity
Source: RefSeq, a predicted model, not a curated record
AUGUCAACCGCGCUCCCGCGUCCGUCGCCGUUGUCGAACGCGCCGUUAGCGACGACGACGAUCGUCGUCGUGAUGUUCGUCGCGCUCGCGUCGCGCGUCGCGAUCGGUGCGAACGAUUUCGUGGGCGUGUGCGCGGUGCCGAAGAUUGCGUUCCACUGGACGGCGUAUUACCGCGUGUACACGUCGAUAUUCACCCACGGGAACCUGCCGCACGUGAUUUUUAACGCCCUGGCGUUCGUCUCGACGGGUGGAAACUUGGAACGAAGCGUCGGGACGUUUCACUUCGCGUGGUUAUUCGUGACGUUCGCGCACGUGGCGUAUUUCGCGAGCGCGGCGUUGGCGUGGGGGUUGUACUUCGGCUUGGGGUACACGCAAGGGAUCUUGACGUGCGCGGUGGGGAUGUCUGGGGUGAUAUUCGCGUUGAUCGUGUGUGAGACGAAUUACACGGACGUCGGUCGAAGGAGCGUGUUCGGGUUGUUCGACGUCGCGAGCGAGUGGUACCCGUUAGCUUUGCUCGUCCUCAUACAGUUGAUGAUACCAGGGGUAUCCUUCUUGGGGCACGCCGGGGGGGUGGUGUGCGGAUGGAUGUACGUCAAGGGGUAUCUGAACUUUUUGUUGCUCCGAGACGCGCACGCGGAGAGAUUGGAGGCGUCGGCGAUACUAGCGCCAGUGCGCGCGUUGUCGUCGUUCGUCUCGGCGAACGCCGAGCGAGGCGCACGCUCAAACAGAGAUGCCACAGCGAGGGCGUUUCCCGGGUUCACGUCUCCUCGCACGUGGGAGCUCCCCGUGCACAGGAGUGGGACGGGGACGGAGACGCACGGCGCGUUCACGGGCAAGGGUAGAAAAUUAGGAGGCGACGGGUCGACCACUGGCGAAAUGGCCGCACUGGUCAAGGUGGAUCAACGUGCGCUGGACACUUUGGUACAAAUGGGCUUCCCUGAGCACGCCGCGACGAGGGCUUUGCAAGCUGCUGACGGAGACAAAGCGCGUGCGAUCGAAAUCCUCUCGGACGAAGCAGUAAUAGCGGUUGAUAGCAGCGAGGAGGCGUUGUAG